UUGUGUUAGGCAUAUUAAAACGUGUUACGCUCUAUUGGAAACACUUUCAGGUUAUUCUUAUUUUGUUUCGUUGGUUUGGCAUUUUGAAUUAGCGUUUCAAACAUUAUUUUACGACAUUUUUGAACUGGCCAUUCAGUUUUACACGUCUUGAACUUGUCACUUUUUGGACCAAUAAUACUUAGUUUGACGUGUGUAUUGUAGUUUACGAUAAUGUGUUUUGACCUGUAGUUCAAGCAAGCGUCCGAGCCAGGUUAGAUCUCUCCAGACAUGUCCUUUCCAUCACUGCCAGCCGCUUUGGUUGCAGGGUGUGUUAUCUGCGUUUAUCAGAUCUCCCCUCUUUACAACCCAGAAGGGUCACAAUGCUUAUUCGACUUUAAAGGCUUUUUUAUGUGAGCGGGUGUGUGUAUUAGCCCCUCAGACGGCUAUACUAAAGGGGGUUCAAUACACAUCCUGCUCUCACCCUCUGCUGCCCUCUCCUCCCACUCCCUCCAAAGCUUUGACAUUUGUCUAGUAGGCUAGGCCUAGUGGUUUGGCUAGUUUGUGGUGACGGGUACGUACGUUUUGUUGAUGGUACACUGACUGUAUUCAGCUGGUUUGCUGACUUUGUUCGUUUCUUCCAGGUUGCCAUCAAGUGGGUGAGAAAUGGACCGUUACUUUCGACAUGUCCUCCAUCUCUGUGACUGACGAUGUCCAGCUGUCAGAGCUUCGGGUCAGACUACCAGCUUUCUCCGCCUCCAAGCGCGUCACAUUGGACAUUUAUCACUCGCGAAAGCAGGACUGCGAGUCUGACACUGAAAUGUGCCACGACGAGCGCCUUCUCUUGGGCAGCUUUGGCGCAUCGCCCAGUGACACCAAGUCUCCAUUGAACGUUUUCAAUGUAACAGCUCUGCUCAAAUAUUGGUUGCACCAGGGAGACGCAGUGACGGAGAGUCAAGAAGCAAGAGUUGGAGAUGUGAUGGAGGAAGAGCACGGGAGUGGGGUAGAUGGAGAGAUCGACAUGCCCUACAUUAAGCAUCUUACACACAGGCGAAAGAAGGUUCACCAUCCGACAGCGGAACGGGUUAUGAUGGUUGUCUUCUCCAAGCACAACCUGCCUCGGGAUGGCGAGAGCGCACCCACUCUCAUCCGUACUGUGGAGCACUCCAAAUACGCAAUUUUGGACCAAGUCAGCGGUGAAGCUCAAGGGCGACGCCACAAGAGAAACCGAAUGGAGAGAGUGCGGAUGGCCGGCGGAAUUGCAGCGAAUGCUACUGGGUCACUGGCUGAAGCCGUCCAACGCCCACUAUGUCGGAAGGUGGACAUGUGGGUAGAUUUCGACCAGAUCGGCUGGAACGAGUGGAUUGUGUAUCCAAAGCGCUACAACGCGUUCCGUUGCGAGGGCGCGUGCCCUAUUCCGGUGGAUGAAUCAUUCAGUCCCACCAACCACGCAUACAUGAAGAGCCUGUUGAGACUGUACCAUCCGGAUCGUGUGGGGUGUCCCUCCUGCGUGCCUACGCGCCUCAGCCCGCUGUCCAUGCUGUACUAUGGUGAUGAAGACGUGGUGUUACGGCAUCAUGAGGACAUGAUCGUGGAGGAGUGUGGCUGUCACUGAUACCCCAGCCAUGUCACCUCACCCGGCAACCAAAAAUACCACUUAUUUAAAACGCUUCACUUAGAAUGGCAUGUUGUGCGUCAUGAAAUGACUCUUAUUGAAGGUGUCCAUCUGAUUCAAUUUAUACUUCAGGCUGUUUGUAACAUGGAAAAUCAAUUUCUUUGAUACUUACUAUAUCUUAUGCAGUCAUCAUCUCAGGUGUUCUCAUCUGAAACAACAUUUUAUCUUAGAUGUGUCCUUAGAUUGAGCCAAUGUAUUUACUUUAUGAUAAAGGUGUACUGUUAUUUAUUUGAAUAUUUCAAGUAGACUUCACCUUUUGGGUCACACUUAGGCUGUAUGCAUUUAUAUCGGCAGGGUUUUGGUAUUUAAGAAGUUUAUAAAGGAAUAUUCUGCAAAAAUGGUAUCUUACUUGUUAUGACUACUUUUUUAGUCACCCAUUUAUUAAAGAUAUUUUUGUAUAUUGAAAAAAAAAAUAUAUAUAUAUAUAUAUAUAUAUUAAAGCAUUUUAUUCUGUUCAUCGAAGUGUGACAUUUAUUGAUUUAAUCCACUUAAGUGAGAAAUCUAGGACAUUUCAGCAUUGUAUUGGCCAUAUUCUGGGGUGAAUUUAAAUUGACCAAAAAAAUAACCACUUAUAUUUAAUAAAAAUGAAUGCAAGUCCUUUCAA
This is a messenger RNA of Salmo salar (Atlantic salmon), 2255 nucleotides long. RefSeq names its product nodal homolog. The record is from RefSeq and is a predicted model, not a curated record. NCBI's taxonomy places the organism in Eukaryota, Metazoa, Chordata, Actinopteri, Salmoniformes, Salmonidae. Gene Ontology annotation, molecular function: growth factor activity; cytokine activity. Gene Ontology annotation, cellular component: extracellular region.